AUGACCUUUGACCUACCCAGUGACCAGGACUACCACAUCAUCGCGUACGAGCCGCUCAUCGACAACGCCAACGUCCUUCACCACAUCCUGCUCUACGGCUGCACCGAUCCCAACGGAGUUCGAAUCCCUGCACCAGAGUCGUGUGGCAUGUCUCAAUCCAACAACGACUGUAACACCAUCAUAGGGCUGUGGGCCGUCGGGGUUCCAGGCGUCUGCUUGCCGGAGAACCUGGGCUUCAGGAUCGGAGCCUCGGGCUAUCAGCGAGUCCGUCUGGAGACUCACUGGAACAACCCAGCCGGCGUGACCAACUACCGGGACUCCAGCGGCCUCAGACUCUACUACAGGCCCUCCCUGCCACAGAUUCAGGACCUGCUCACUUUUAUGACGGGACAGAGGAUUCUCAAGAUACCGCCAGGUGAAAGCAGGGUGGAGCAGAUUGGAACAUGCCCCAGCGACUGUACACGCGCUCUCUUCGCUAAACCUGCUUACGUCAUCAGUGUGUUCAACCAUAUGCACUAUCUCGGUCGGGCUAUGAAGAUCGAGCUGUUCAGGAACGGAAGGCUGAUCAAGGAGCUGUCCAAUGAAGAUUACUACAGCUACGACAAUCCCAUUCAGCACGACCACCAGCCCCCGGUUCAAAUCCUGCCUGGGGACGAGAUCAAGACGACGUGUGUGUUCAACUCUCUGUCCUCUGACCGCUGGGUCUACUGGGGUGACGGUACCAAUGACGAGAUGUGCUUUGGCUUCUUGACCAUGUACCCCAGGGACGCUCUGCCUAUCGUAUCGGCCUCUUGUGUGAGCAUGGGUCCCGCGUCGACCUGUGAUUUCUACGGCCCGCAAAAAACGAGCAUCAACGGCUGUGACUGGAAGACUUUCACCAACGGGAGUCACCCAGAGACGGACAGGCUGUGGGAGAAGCUGGAGAAGAACUGUAACCUGGACGGAUUCUGCAGACCUGAAUGCCGAGAGAUCACGGACGAACUGAAGAAACACCCGUGCAUGCAGGGAGAGGUCGGCGACCUGGUCAACUUCAGGCUGGUCAGGUCCCACGAGGGGUCACAGUUUCUUGGACGAGUCCACUCUUGCCCCACGAGGGGCCAGGACCCCGGGGGCGUAGACUGCCGCACUCAGUGCGCAGACGUCUGCUACGAUGACGUCAGAGACAGCGCCCCCGGAAGUUCCGCUAUGUUUGGGGUGGUCUCCUCCUUGUUUGCUAUUGUCCGACUCACCAGUAUGUUGUAA
This is a messenger RNA of Aplysia californica (California sea hare), 1242 nucleotides long. Its product is annotated as MOXD1 homolog 1-like. The coding region runs from base 1 to 1242 and encodes 413 amino acids. The record is from RefSeq and is a predicted model, not a curated record. Gene Ontology annotation, molecular function: dopamine beta-monooxygenase activity; copper ion binding. Lineage: Eukaryota; Metazoa; Mollusca; Gastropoda; Aplysiida; Aplysiidae. The transcript is spliced from 8 exons.